Leptidea sinapis is the source of this 905-nucleotide messenger RNA. RefSeq names its product putative riboflavin kinase (gene Rfk). The coding region runs from base 334 to 780 and encodes 148 amino acids. Gene Ontology annotation, molecular function: riboflavin kinase activity. The transcript has 3 exons. Gene Ontology annotation, biological process: riboflavin biosynthetic process; FMN biosynthetic process. The record is from RefSeq and is a predicted model, not a curated record. Gene Ontology annotation, cellular component: mitochondrion. NCBI's taxonomy places the organism in Eukaryota, Metazoa, Arthropoda, Insecta, Lepidoptera, Pieridae.
UUUCGUCUUGACUCUUGGUUCUGACUUCAUAUCAGAUAAAAUAAAUUUAUAAAAGUAUAUAAGAUUUCGGAAUUCGACCAAACAAGUUUCAACUUUCGUAUCAGUUGUGUGUGAAGUCUGAACUAUAGAAUUUUGGAGAACAGAGAAAAUAAAAUUUGUUGUUUCGAGUUUGGUAGUACACCUCCUCUACAGAUAUUAUACUGCUGGAUGUGGUCAUUGUAUAUUUUAGAUAAAAAUCAUUUCCUACAUAAACUAGAAAAACACCAAUAUUUAUCAACUAGACAUACGUAUGAAACCUGAAAACAAACUUCUUAUUGUUUUCUAAUUUCCACUAUGCUCGCCUACCUUCCAUUUUUUAUAGAAGGAGAAGUUGUUCAAGGAUUUGGAAGAGGAUCAAAAGAAUUGGGCUGUCCCACAGCUAAUUAUCCUAGAGAUGUAGCAAAAUCUCUACCAAGUGAUAUCAAGCCUGGAGUUUAUUAUGGCUGGGCCCAGGUGGAUUCUAAUUCUGUUUAUAAAAUGGUUGUUAAUAUUGGAUGGUGUCCAUUUUAUCAAAAUAAAGAAAUGUCCAUUGAGACACAUGUUUUGCACCAAUUUGAUAAAGAUUUCUACGGAUCAUUAUUGAAAAUAUGUAUAGUAGGAUAUUUAAGACCUGAAAAGAAUUUCAAUUCAUUAGAUGAAUUGAUAUAUGCUAUCAAACAAGACAUUGAGAAUGCACAUAAAGAACUUGAUUCAGACAAUGCAAUGAAGCUAAAGACUCAUAGCUUCUUUACGAAUAAUUAAUAGAAUUUAAUAUUCCACACAUACCUACAUAAUAAGAUUGUUAAAUUUUGUCUACAGUCUAAAUAAAUUAUAUAUUUUUACAAAUGUUGUUAAUUUUUUUUUUAAUAAAAUCUGUUUAAAAAAUU